This is a messenger RNA of Leptonychotes weddellii (Weddell seal), 2270 nucleotides long. NCBI's taxonomy places the organism in Eukaryota, Metazoa, Chordata, Mammalia, Carnivora, Phocidae. The record is from RefSeq and is a predicted model, not a curated record.
GUGGAGGAACCGGGUCCCCGGCGCAGCUGUCCCAGUUGUCCGCGCGCCUGCCCGCCGGCCCCCGGAGCCCAGCCAUGUCCUGCUACAUCUACCAGCUGCCCGCCUGGGUGCUGGACGACCUGUGCCGCAACAUGGACACGCUCAGCGAGUGGGACUGGAUGCAGUUCGUUUCAAGCCCGCCAUUUCUGUACACUAUUCCAUCCCCGACCGAGGGCGCGCGAAAAGAGCACGCACGCUUGCGGGGACGCGCACGCACGCACGCUCAGCUCCGCCCCGUGAGGCCCGCAAAUCCCGAGGCGGCGAGGCUCGGGUUGUCUGGGCUGCGGGAGGUGAUGCCCCGGAAGGCAGGGAACGUGGAAGAGGCUGAGGCAGGUGCGGAGGAGGUGGGCGCCGAGGAGGUGGGCCCUGAAGAGUACGGCGGGGAGGAGUCGGGCGCCGAGGAGUCCGGCCCGGAAGAGUCUGACCCAGAGGAGCCGGGCGCCGAGGAGGAGAUGGAGGCCGGGCAGCCGCGGCCGGUGCUGCGCUCAGUGAACUCCUGUGAGCCGUCGCAGGUCAUCUUCUGCAACCGCAGCCCGCGCGUCGUGCUGCCGGUGUGGCUCAACUUCGACGGCGAGCCGCAGCCCUACCCGACGCUGCCGCCCGGCACGGGCCGCCGCAUCCACAGCUACCGAGGUCACCUUUGGCUCUUCCGAGAUGCAGGGACAUAUGAUGGGCUUCUGGUUAACCAGACUGAGCUGUUUGUGCCAUCUCUCAAUGUUGAUGGACAGCCUAUUUUUGCCAACAUCACACUGCCAGUGUAUACUCUGAAAGAGCGGUGCCUCCAGGUUGUCCGAAGCCUAGUCAAGCCUGAGAAUUACAGGAGACUGGACAUCGUGAGAUCACUCUAUGAAGAUCUGGAAGACCACCCGAAUUCCCAGGACUUUAGCACCUCCCUUCCUAAGCAGGAAACACUUGUAAGCCGGGCUGAAGAUAGCCUUUUCUGGAGUGAGGCAGACGUGGUCCAGGCAACUGAUAACUUCAACCAAAACCACAAAAUCAGUGAGGGGACCUUUGCUGACAUCUACAAAGGGCAAAGGCACGGCACGCCAUUCGUCUUCAAGAAACUCAGAGAGGUGGCCUACUCAGGUCCAGGACUGGUCGAAAAAUUCUUCCAGGCAGAGGUACAAAUUUGUCAUAGAUGCUGCCACCCCAACGUCUUACCUCUGCUGGGCUUCUGCACUGGAAAUCAGUUUUACAGCUUGAUCUACCCAUACAUGGCAAAUGGUUCUUUACAGGACAGACUCCAGGGUCAGGGAGGCGCAGACCCCCUCCUCUGGCCCCAGCGUGCCGGCAUCUGUUCUGGGCUGCUCCAAGCUGUGGGGCAUCUGCACGGCUUGGAGAUCAUCCACGGCAACGUCAAGAGCUCCAAUGUUUUGCUAGACCAGAACUUCACCCCCAAGCUGGCUCAUCCAAUGGCUCACCUGUGUCCUAACAACAAGAGGUCAAAAUAUACCAUGAUGAAGACUCACCUUUUCCAGGCCUCUGCCGCAUAUCUGCCGGAAGAUUUCAUCAGGGUGGGGCAGCUGACAAAACGAGUGGACAUCUUCAGCUGUGGAAUCGUGCUAGCUGAGGUCCUCACUGGCAUCCCUGCAAUGGAUAACAACCGAAGCCCCGUUUACCUGAAGGAUUUACUCCUCAGUGCAAUCCCCAGCAGCAGGACCUCGCUGUGCGGCAGGAAGACGGGCGUGGAAACGGUGAUGGCUAAGGAGAUCUGCCGGAAGUACCUAGAGAAGGGAGCCGGGCGGCUGCUGGACAACUGCGCCGAGGCCUUGGCCAUGGCCGCCUGCCUCUGCCUGAGGAGGCGGAACGCCAGCUUGGCUGAGGUGUGUGGCUCUGUAGCGGCUGUGGAAAAGCAGCUCAGAGGUCAGGAGACAUUGCUCCCUUUGAGUGGGCUUUCUGAGGGCACAGGCUCUUCCUCCAACACCCCAGAAGAAACAGACGACGUGGACAAUUCCAGCCUCGAGGCCUCCUCCUCCAUGAGGGUAGCACCUGGGGCUGGGGCUACCGCCUCACUCCCUUCAACAGAGGAUGGAGAAGGCAGGCUGCAGGUCUGUGCGGGAGUGCAGGCAGACUCCUUCUCUGCGGCCUCUGCCAGGCCGGAGCCUCCCCAGGAUGCUACAGAGACUUCGUGGAGAAUCGAGAUCAAUGAGGCCAAAAAGAAACUGAUGGAGAAUAUCGUGUUCUACAAAGAAGGGAAACUGGACAGCAUUGAGCUUUUUGGCCCCUGAUAA